Messenger RNA from Corythoichthys intestinalis (scribbled pipefish), 3113 nucleotides. RefSeq names its product elongation of very long chain fatty acids protein 6-like. The transcript is spliced from 4 exons. The coding region runs from base 271 to 1065 and encodes 264 amino acids. Gene Ontology annotation, cellular component: endoplasmic reticulum membrane. Gene Ontology annotation, molecular function: fatty acid elongase activity. Gene Ontology annotation, biological process: fatty acid elongation, polyunsaturated fatty acid; fatty acid elongation, monounsaturated fatty acid; very long-chain fatty acid biosynthetic process. Lineage: Eukaryota; Metazoa; Chordata; Actinopteri; Syngnathiformes; Syngnathidae. The record is from RefSeq and is a predicted model, not a curated record.
CCUAACCACUAUCACGAGAAUGAUCACUUUUCAUUGGUUUUGACUUAAUGAAUGAAGCUCCAUUUAGAUUUUGGUUAAUUUAAAUCAAUCAAAAGAGUUAUUAAUCAAGCAUUCAAAGCUUCUGGCCUCCCUCGAUGAGUAAGAACUGUGAUGUGAAGAAAAAAAAAAAACACAGGCGGCUCCGAUUGUAGACCACACCCGCGGCUCCUUUAAAUACUCAAAGCUAACGCGCGCACUAGCAAGCGGGCAGACGUGCAGGUGGAAAGCAAGAUGGCAGAAGGUAACAUCACUUCCAAAGUCGCCGGGUUUGACUUUGAGAAGAAUUUUGACUUCGAGGAAGCUCAAAGAUGGAUGGCCGACUACUGGGCUACAUCAUUGGUGAUCAGCGCGCUGUACGCCGCCCUGGUGUUUGGAGGUCAGCGCUACAUGAGGUUCCGUCCAAAACUGGACUUGCGGCGGCCUCUGUUUGCCUGGUCGCUCACGCUCGCCCUCUUCAGCGCCAUGGGUGCGGCGCGCACGGGCCGCUACGCGUUGGACGUCCUAAACCGGGGCGGCUGGCGACGUUCCGUCUGCGAGCAAGGCUUCUAUGACGGGCCCGUCAGUAAAUUCUGGGCCUUCGCCUUCGCCGUCAGCAAGGUGCCGGAGCUGGGUGACACGGCGUUCGUGGUGCUCCGGAAGCAGCGGCUAAUAUUCCUGCACUGGUACCACCACGCCACGGUGCUGCCGUACUCGUGGUUCUCGUACAAGGAGGUGGCGGCGGGCGGUGGCUGGUUCAUGACCAUCAACUACGCCGUGCACGCGCUCAUGUACUCCUACUACGCCUGUCGCGCCGGCGGGCUAAGGGUGCCGCGACUGCUGGCGGCGCUCCUGACGGCGGCUCAGCUGACUCAGAUGGUGGCGGGCCUGGCGGUCAGCGGCCUGACGUACCACUGGACGCCAAGCCCCGACUGCAAGGCGCGACCCAUUCACGUGGCCUGGGGGGCGCUGUUGUACCUCAGCUACUUGCUGCUGUUCGCCCGCUUCUUCUACCAAGCCUACCUGCGGCCACGAUCCAAGACCCUGUAGCUGCUUCUGCGUCUUCAUUUUAGGAACUUACAAGUCACUUCCGGUUGAUUUUGGAUCACUUCCUGCAAAUUUUUGAUGAUUACAUGUUUACAUUAGGACAUUCCCAGGUCUCUUCCUGUUCAUUGUUGUUGACUUUGGGUCACUUCCUGCACAUUUUGGGGCAUUCUAGGCUCACUUUCUGUACGUUUAGGAUCAUUUCCUGUUGAUUUUAGGGCAUUUCCAGGUCAUCUCUAUUGUUUCCUCAGGUUUUUGGUUCGCUUUUUGUUGGUUUUGGGGCUCUUACAGGCCACUUCAUGUCUAUUUUAGGCUGUUUCCAGGUCACUUCCUGUUCAUUGGUCACUUUCUUUUAAUUUGGGGACAUUUCCAGGUCAAUUCCUGUUGGUUAGAGGCUUAAUUUGUAAUUCAUACGGUGCUGCAAGCAAAGUACAUAUGACAGCGCAGGGAGGACGAGACGGGCACAGGUCCCGGAACAUAUGCAGAAAAUGGUGCUGAAAACACCACGCAAAUGCCAACUUGCCAUGCUGUGGGAUUUACAAGCCUCAAUUUCAGAUAAAUUAGAGAGGUCGGGUACGAUCACGUCAUUUUCAAAGUAUCGGAAUCGGCAAAAAAAUAUCGGACAUGCCUUUUUAUAUAUAUAUAUAUAUAUUUUUUUAAUUAAAUCGUUUUCUAAUUGUAUUUAACGUUACAGACACUCUUCCAGAGUCUUUAAGGUUAAGGUAGGGUUAUCAAAUUUAUCGCGUUAACGGCGAGAAUUAAUAUUUUUUACAUUUAUCACGUUACAAUAUAUAACGCAAUUAACGCAUGCGCUGCACGACCCACUCACACAUUGUCGCGUUCAAUCUAUAAUGGCGCCGUUUUACCCAUACAGUAUAUAGAGCUAAAAGGCAGCGUGAUAUGAGUAGAGUGAAUUUUGGCAGCCUUUGGAGCCUUUUUUUAAAUGGCUAAAGCCUUACAAUUCCUCUCCCAAUGAUUAGAAUAACCGUGGGAAGCAAUGUGGGGAAGAAAGGUAGUAGUUGAUCUUUUUCUUAACACCCCAUGUUGUUUCCGAACACAGAGAAGAUAUAUCAAUUGGUACCACGACGCACAGUCAUGGCUGCACUUCCCAUCAUGCAUUUGGGCAGAAGUUAAAUGGCUACAGUAUCAUUUACUGAAAGCUCAACAAAUACACUAGAUGGCAAUAUUUAGUCACAAUAUACAAAGUCACAUUUAUCCUUUAAGAAGUCUUUCUAUCCGUGGAUCCCUCUCACAGAAAGAAUGUUAAUAAUGUAAACUUGAGGAUUUAUUGUCAUAAUAAACAAAUACAGCACUUAUGUACUGUAUGUUGAAUGUAUAUACUCGUCCGAGUUUUAUUCAUUUUUUUCUUAAUGCAUUGCACAAAUGUAUAUGAUCGGGAAAAAUUAUCGGGAAUGAUUGGAAUUGAAUCGGAGCAAAAAAAAAGCAAUCGGAUCGGGAAAUAUUGGGAUCGGCAGAUACUCAAACGAUCGGGAUCAGAUGGGGAGCAAAAAACAUCAUCGGAACAACCCUAGUAUAAAUGUUAUGACAACAAUUUACAGUUAUUUAGGCUGUACUCUGCACAGCACGGGCAAUUGCCCACGUAACCACAGGUGGGACUUAUAGUACACAGUCAGCAAUUAGUUCAGGAGGGCCGAGAACCAAAAGUGGUAUUUGCCAUGUGCAAAAUGGAUUUUGCAAUGUGGCAUUUUUUUUUGCCAUGUGGCAAAAUGGAUUUUGACAUGUGGCAUUUUUGGGGGUUGAAUGUCAAUGUGCUGUAAUGGUAAGUGGAUGGUCAAAAAUCACAACCACACAUUUUUCUGCCAUUUAAAAUGAAUAGAAAAUUUGGACGUGCAUAGCAGUCAAUGGCAUGGAGGUGCAUGGCCUGCAAAACUGCCAUGGAAAAAUGGAUUUUGACGUGUGGCAUUUUUUGGGGGGUUGAAUGUCAGUUGAAUGUCAAUGCGCUGUAAUGGUAAUUGGAUGGCCAAAAAUCACAGCUACACGUUUUUUCUGCCAUUUAAAACGGAUGGAAAAUUUGGACGUGCAUAGCCAUCAGU